AAACAAGAUCCACCUCGAACCUCUCUCCGCCUCCGUCUCUCUCUCUCUCUCUCUAUUUCUGUGUGUCUCACUUCUUGCCCUGCCCCCUCUUCUUCCUCUCAGCUCAUCUCUCACCCAAAAUCCUCAGUUCCCUCUCACUUCGCUAGCCGGAAUCUCAGUCGGGGCUUCAGAAUUCGCCGUCAAAAUCCGAUCUUUCCGGUGUUCUCUGCUCGGUUCCCAGCUCAUCGUCGGCGCCGCCGCUUCUUCUGCCGUCAUCAUCGCCGCAGUCUCCCGUUUGGGUCCUCUCAGCGCUCAAGCUCGGUGAUUUGCGUGGAAUCGGGCCGAAUCAGGACGAUAAUUGAAGUGGGUCUGAGUUAGAUUCGGGGAAGAAUGAGGGAAUCGGAGGAUGGGAAUUGGUUCUCCAAAUGGGAAGAGGAGUUUCUGCGGCCUGAUGAGCUGAUGCCCUUGACUCAAACCCUAAUCACCCCCGACCUCGCCAUCGCCUUCGACAUCAGGAGCCCCCUGACGAGCAACAAUAACCCGAGCGUCAGCCCCCCGCCACUGCAGAACCCCGCUUCGAACCACCUCCCGGCUGCGGUCGCCUCGCCCCACCCAGGCUCGGCCGAGUUCACUGACUCGGGGGAGCUCGGGGGAGGGACCGGGACAGGGGAGGAGCCUGCGAGGACGCUGAAGCGGCCGCGGCUCGUGUGGACCCCGCAGCUCCACAAGCGGUUCGUGGACGCCGUGGCCCAUCUCGGGAUCAAGAACGCCGUCCCGAAGACCAUAAUGCAGCUGAUGAGUGUUGAUGGACUGACCAGGGAAAACGUCGCGAGUCACCUGCAGAAGUACCGGCUCUACCUCAAGCGGAUGCAGGGGCUAUCGGGUGGCGGGGGAGGUGGUGCGGUGGGAGCGGCCGCGGCCGCUGCCGCGUCAGACCCCGCGACGGAGCACCUCUUCGCGAGCUCCCCGGUGCCGCCCCAUUUCCUGCGGCCAAAUGCGGACCAUUUCCUGCCAUUCGUGCCGGUCCCGGCCCACCACCACCACCACCACCAGCAGAUGGCGGCCGCUGCAGCUGCAGCUGCAUACCACCGGCCUGUUGGGCAUUUCGGGUCACCGCCAAAUGGGCAGUUCGAGCACCCUUUCUUGACUAGGCAGGCCCAGCAGCACGUCCACCGAGUGGGGCCGCAAUUGCACAGUCACGGCCCUCUGCAGCCUUAUGCGGAAGACUUGGAGUCACCGGUUAAUAAUGCGAAUGGAGGAGGGAGGAAAGUUCUCACUCUGUUCCCAACCGGAAAGGAUUGAGUUUAAGGGUAAAUUUUGAAAUCGUCUCUUUUCCCCUCUGUGCCUUUUCUUUACCUCUUGAUGACUGAGUUUCUGGGUCCUGUGAAGUUGAUGUCUGUGGGUAACCUCGUUAGAGUUUGUUUCGUUAUCAGUGUUCCUGUUCUUGUUGCAGCUGUUGUUGUUGUUCAGCUAGUUUUUAUUAGCAUAAGCUUAAGUUAGCAAAUUGAUGGGGUGGGGGAUAUGGAAAUGAAAAUGAUUCAAGACAGCAACUAUUUGGCUUAGUAUUUAGCUCGGGACUCGGGAUUGGUGGUUAGGAUAUGCACACAAAAGGGCUGUCUUCGUGAGUUCGUUCUCCGAGAAUUGAAUGGGUUUUAGUUCCCCAGGUUGGAUCUCUGGCAUUGAGUUCUCUGUGUAGUGUCGAGCUCUGUGUCUCCUCAGUCAGUGUUUCUAAGUUAAGCGUUUCGAUGUUUUAUGUAGAGUUGAUAUCUGUGUUUCUUGUACAUGUAUGACUCUAUAGAGGACUUGAAAACUCCCCGAUUUAGGGGGCUCUUUCAAUGAGAAGCUCCAUUAGUAAGAAAUUAUUCGUGGCCAGACCGAACUGUAUGUUUCUUGAAUCUUUAAGGUGAUGCUGAUGUUUCUCUCGUUUCCUUUAUUA
Molecule: messenger RNA, 1915 nt
Organism: Punica granatum (pomegranate)
Lineage: Eukaryota; Viridiplantae; Streptophyta; Magnoliopsida; Myrtales; Lythraceae
Source: RefSeq, a predicted model, not a curated record